Messenger RNA from Impatiens glandulifera, 1586 nucleotides. Its product is annotated as epidermis-specific secreted glycoprotein EP1-like. Lineage: Eukaryota; Viridiplantae; Streptophyta; Magnoliopsida; Ericales; Balsaminaceae. The record is from RefSeq and is a predicted model, not a curated record. Bases 32 to 1366 code for a protein of 444 amino acids. The transcript has 2 exons.
AUGUCUACCAAAAAGGAUUCAACACCCAAUCAUGUAUUCUUCUUCUUCUUCUUCCUCCUUGAAACUCUUCACCAUUGUUAUUCUCAUCAUCUUCUUCUGCUCCCCAUCCAACUCCGCCGGCGUCCCUAAAGAUAAAACUUUUAAAUUUGUUAAUGAAGGAGAAAUCCCCGACAUUAACGUUGAGUAUGUUGCCGAUUUCAGACCGUUCACCGGUUCCAGUUCCGUAUCAAACGCACCCUUCCAGCUCGGUUUCUACAAUACUACCCCCAACGCCUUCACCCUCGCCAUGAAAAUAGGCGUUCCCCGCUCCGAAUCACUCCGUCGAUGGGUCUGGGAAGCCAAUCGCGGCAACCCCGUCAAGGAAAACGCCACCUUUUCCUUUGGCAGUGACGGAAACCUCGUUCUCGCCGAAGCCGACGGUCGGAUCAAGUGGCAGACCGACACCGCCAAUAAGGGCGUCGUGGACUGUCAACUCCUCCCUAACGGCAAUUUGGUGUUGGUUGAUUCCAAAGGCAAAUUUGUUUGGCAGAGCUUUGAUUUUCCAACCGACACCCUUUUGGUAGGACAAUCUCUUCGUGCCGGUGGAGUAAACAAACUUGUGAGUCGAGCUUCAGUUAAAGAGAAUUCAAAUGGGGCUUAUAGCAUGGUGUUGGAGCCGAAUAAAGGGUUAUCUUGGUUCUACAAAUCCCCAAAUUCUCCAAAUCCCCUGCUUUACUUUUCGUCAUCAUUUUGGGAAUUCGGGUUCGUUGUCCCUGGUGAAUCAAUAAAGUUUGAUAUCAGGACUGAAACAGAUACUUCAGAUGUCCUGAUUAGAAACUACCUAUCAUUGGGUCGAUUUCUGGCAUGGACAAAUUAUAACGCAACGUAUUCAUUUCUGCGAUUGGGAAUAGACGGAAGGCUGAGAAUAUUCACUUACAAUGAUAAAGUUGACAGUUCGGCCUGGGAGGAGGUUUUCACUCAGUUUAUUAACGAUAAAUGGCACCCAGAAGAUGAUCAAGAGUGUCAAUUGCCGGAGAAGUGUGGGAAGUUUGGGUUGUGCAGCAAGAACCAAUGCGUGGCUUGCCCGACCGAGAAGGGACUGUUGGGGUGGAGCGAGGAGUGCGAGUUGAAGAAGGUGAGUUCGUGCAAACCUGUUGAUUUCCAUUACUAUAAGCUUGAGGGGGUGGAGCAUUUCGUCAGCCAAUUCACGAGGGGAAGUUCGGUGAAUGAGAUGGAUUGUGGGAAGAAGUGCACAAGUGAUUGUAAGUGUUUGGGGUAUUUCUAUUACAGAGAGAGCUCUAGAUGUUGGAAUGUGUUUGAUAUUAAGACACUUAAGAAGGUGUCUAAUUCCAGUCAUGUUGGUUAUAUCAAGGUUUCCAACAAAUGAUUGAAUCGAGCACAUGCAUACAAAAUAAGGAUGAAGUAGAUUGAUAUCGAUCUAUCCCUACUUCUUUUUCCACUUAAUAUCAUAAUUCGGUUUCCUGUUUGUAAUAAUUAAUAUUCAGAAUUCAAAUAACUCCUUAAAUAAUUUUCUCUCUUAAAAUUAAUUAGUGGGUAAAGCUUCAAAUUCCUGCAUGACUUUGGUCGUUUAUUUUUCCUUUGCCUUG